UAACAAGUGACGGGAAUCGAAAUUAGAGCUACGCUUAACCAACUGACGUAAUUUAAACUACUCCGUUUACACUAUCAUCAGGUCAUUUGGUUACGUUAAGUGAUUCCGGUACAUAAAGUCAGUUUGAGGUUACGUUAAUGUAACUAACGUAAGCUCCAUCGGGAACAGCCCAGACUGCGACUGCAGCUGCAGCCGUAUCAAACAACCUCCAACUAGUAGCAGCUUUCAAGGGAAAGAUGGCGACUAGAAUCCUUCAAAGAGUGGGCAAAGGCCUCAAACAGACGAAAAAUGGGCUUCAGACGAAAGGGCAGGUCACGGUUGUCGUAAGGAGCCUUUCAGCUUUCCGUGAAGACAGCUGGUUCAAGUCCCUAUUUGUUAGAAAGGUUGACCCCCGAAAGGAUGCUCACUCUCAUCUGCUCGCCAAGAAGGAAGACAACAAUCUGUACAAAAUACAGUUUCACAAUGUCAAGCCUGAGUGCCUUGAUGCUUACAAUGAACUUUGUGCGGGCGUUUUGCCUUCCAUUCACGCUGACCCUGAAUAUUCUUGCGAGCUUGUGGGCACCUGGAACACAUGGUACGGAGAGCAGGAUCAGGCAGUUCACCUGUGGAGAUAUCGGGGAGGAUACCCAGCUCUCACCGAGGUCAUGAACAAACUCAGGCAGAAUAAGGAGUUUACAGACUUCAGGAAAGAGAGGGGGAAGAUGUUGCUGUCUCGUAGGAACCAGCUGCUGCUGGAGUUCAGUUUCUGGAAUGAACCUGUCCCUCGUCCAGGACCCAACAUCUAUGAGCUCCGAUCAUACCAACUCAGGCCAGGAACGAUGAUCGAAUGGGGAAAUUACUGGGCACGUGCGAUUGAGUUUCGCCAGGAGAACCAAGAGGCAGUGGGAGGCUUUUUUUCACAGAUUGGAAGUCUGUACACUGUUCAUCAUCUAUGGGCUUACAAAGAUCUUCAGUCCAGAGAAAACACCAGAAAUUCAGCCUGGCAGCGUGAAGGCUGGGAUGAGGUUGUUUAUUACACAGUCCCUCUUAUACAGCACAUGGAAUCUAGAAUAAUGAUUCCCAUGAAGAAUUCGCCUUUGAUGUAACCACAACCACCAGGAGAAGCUCUCAACAGACACUGCAGCUGUUAAACUACACAUCUGUGGAGAGUGUAACCAACCAUCAGAGUGCACUGCCAGGGAAAUCUGCAUAACAUGUUUCAGUUUUUGUUUUCUUCUUUCUUUAUUCCACUUUUCUGUGUGGGGCUAGAAUGUCUUAUUUCAGAUGAUGAGGUAAAAACGGCUAUCAUCGAAACUAUAUCUGUUACUGUGAACUGUGUUACUGAUCCAUUAAUGCACUUUUUGUAGACAAAGUAUAAUUUGACAGGCCC
Messenger RNA from Etheostoma spectabile (orangethroat darter), 1369 nucleotides. RefSeq names its product protein NipSnap homolog 2. The coding region runs from base 237 to 1085 and encodes 282 amino acids. The record is from RefSeq and is a predicted model, not a curated record. Gene Ontology annotation, cellular component: mitochondrion. NCBI's taxonomy places the organism in Eukaryota, Metazoa, Chordata, Actinopteri, Perciformes, Percidae. The transcript is spliced from 10 exons.